GGGUGAGGUCUGUGACAAAAAAAAAGAAAGAAAAAAGAGUCAGCCACACGGACACCAGGACAGAGAACAGGACGUCAAGAAAAAAACAGCUGCCUCUGCGAGACAACACACACACCAUGGAUUCUAAUGGAGGACACUACCUCAACAAGGAAGCUGUGCUGUCACCUCUAGGUGCAGCCCGAAUGUGCCAGCUGCUAUUCGGCUGCACCAUAAUGUCCCUUGUGUCCCACGGCGCGGACUACAGCGCCACCUACGGAACCUUCUGCAUGUUUGUGUGGUGCUUCUGCUUUGCUGUCACACUGGUCGUGUUCGCCAUGGACAUCACGCGGCUCCACUCGUGCAUGCCCAUCUCCUGGGAUAACUUCACCGUGGCGUUUGCCAUGCUGGCAACGCUCAUGUACAUCACGGCCUCUGUGGUCUACCCUGUUUACUUCCUCCAAACGGAGUGCCCCGAUGAGGACUGCGAGGCCCAAAUCUACCGCAUUGCCGUCACCGUCUGCUCCAGUCUCUGCUGCUUCCCCUACGGUGCUGAGGUGGUCCUAACUCGAGCCAAGCCGGGGGCUGUGGUGGGUUACAUGGCCACCGUGUCCGGGCUACUCAAGGUGGUCCAGGCCUUUGUGGCCUGCAUUAUUUUCGGAGCCCUGGCCAACGACAGCGAGUACACCCUCCACAUUGCCACCCAGUACUGCGUGGUGGUGUACAGCCUGUGCUUCUCCGUCACUGUCGUCGUGGUCAUACUGACCGUUUCUGGUCGGACCUCUGCCCUGCGGUUCCCCUUUGAUCGCUUUGUGGUCGUCUACACCUUCUUCGCUGUGAUCCUCUACCUCAGCACUGCACUGACCUGGCCCAUCUUCAGCUUCGACAAAAAGUACGGCACCACUACUCGUCCCGAGGACUGCCCACGGGGAGACUGUCCCUGGGACAGUAAGCUGGUGGUGGCAGUGUUCACCAACGUCAACAUGAUCCUAUAUUUCGUAGACCUCGUUUACUCCCAGAGGAUUCGCUUUGUCUCCAGCUCUGCUGUCUGAACCCCUACUCCCCCAAAGACUGUUUGGAUUCAGAAACAAAUGAAGAAGCUUUGAGUCAACAUUAUGCUCUCCACAUUCAGGUCUCCGUGAAGGAAUAAUUCCCUCCAUAGAUCCAUGGUGUCAUAUCUAUGUGU
Molecule: messenger RNA, 1162 nt
Organism: Anarrhichthys ocellatus (wolf-eel)
Lineage: Eukaryota; Metazoa; Chordata; Actinopteri; Perciformes; Anarhichadidae
Gene: myadml2
Product: myeloid associated differentiation marker like 2
Exons: 1
Coding region: 117-1028 (303 amino acids)
Cellular component (GO): membrane
Source: RefSeq, a predicted model, not a curated record